Messenger RNA from Uranotaenia lowii, 5623 nucleotides. RefSeq names its product chloride channel protein 2-like. Gene Ontology annotation, biological process: transmembrane transport; chloride transport. The transcript has 11 exons. Lineage: Eukaryota; Metazoa; Arthropoda; Insecta; Diptera; Culicidae. The record is from RefSeq and is a predicted model, not a curated record. Gene Ontology annotation, molecular function: voltage-gated chloride channel activity. The coding region runs from base 983 to 4393 and encodes 1136 amino acids. Gene Ontology annotation, cellular component: membrane.
CGCACAUGUUUUCUCGCUGCUGGUUUUCCCGCCAUCACACAAAAAAAACGGGAUACAACUGACAGCAUUUUCCUGCAGUUGCACGUUUUCAACCCCUAAACCGAUGAUGAUGAUGACCGUCGCGUCGUUGGAUUAGAAUGGGGGGAUGAAAAAUGGGAGACAACCCACUUUGGCAUUCCGAGUGUUGGUUGUGUUGUCACGGUCGCCCGAUCUAACCUGCCGAGGUGCCCGUUUGGGAUGAGGAAGGUACAAAUUUGCGGACGUAAAAACCGUUUCGUUCUAUACACAAUAACGAACAAUGACGAUGAUGAUGAUGAUGAUCAGAAAAUGAAUUUGAUUGACUGUUCCCGUGCGAGAGAGCGCAUUUUCACAGGGUACUUACUUAUCCCGCCCCAGUCGUUACGAGCGAUCCGGUACGAGUGGACGACGACGUUGGUCCGGUCGAUCUGUUGGAUUUUUCCUCCGUUUCCCAGUUUGGGGAAAAUCUUCCCACGGAGAACUUUCGAGUCGAAGUGUUGAGUGUUGGUGAGCUUUUCGCGUUUCGGGUUUGUCUCCUGGAUCCUUUGGAGAAAGUUUUUCCCCGGAAAUCGUUCGACGAGAGAGAAAAAAAAGUGCCAACCCUCGGAGGAAAUGAUCCUACGAAAAGUGUCCCCAGCUGCUUUAUGGUGAUCAUAAUGAGGAAAAACACAACCAUGGCCGAAGGAGAAUGCUAAAAAGUAAAAAUAAAUCGGACCAAACGAAAAGCGGCGGAAAAGAGGCGUGCAAAAAAGUUCCCACAGUUUCCUCUUGAAAUGUGACAAUGACCGUCCGAACGACAGAAUCUCAAACGAAAAGACUGAUAAGUUUACCACCGCCAUCAACAAUAAAAUCAACUUCCAAAUAAUCGACCAAGAAUAGUGCCAUUGCUAGAGAGAGAAUAUGAAAGUUUAGUUAAAUUAGUUAGUAACUUAGCCGAAAACGACCGAAACGGCGCGACACCCAAAUGCAAUACCACGAAGAUGAGUACGAGAGGGACUUUUCAUUCGAGCCGGAAAUCAUUUUGAGACGCAAGGACUCGCUGUGUAUCCAGCGGGAAAAGUAUCAACACCGGAAGCGCCAGAAGCGGCGGAAAGAUUUCAAACAGCACCAGAUUGUGGUCAUUGCUAGCGCAGGAAGCAGUGGAGAGACCGCCGGCACACUGGAGGGGAAGCUGGACGAGGGCAGGGAGAGCGCCGACAAAGUGGAGCAGGGUACAAGUGGGGGUGGUGAUGGCCUGGGUGUUCCCGGCGCUGUUGCUGGGAAGUCGAAAAAACGAACAGUUUCCUGGCAAAUCGACUCCGACCCGGGGGAACCGAUUCCGGAUGUACCGGUGGAGGUCGAAGCUCCCAAUGAUGCGUUGGAUUCCGACGAUCGGGAAGAGAUCAAACGGAAUCCCAUCGAGCUAGAGCUAGAAGAGUUUUACUAUAUGUAUGGCCGCUACACCAAAGAUCUAGGAGAAUACGCCAAAGAUGAAGCGCGAAGACUCAGGCUUCUUGAACGAAGACGAAAAAAAGACGAUAAAGAAAGAAACAAAGAACUGUUGGGAGUGCGGGAUAACAAAUUUUUCAAAGCAUCCUCAUGGCUCUGGCGGAACACGUUUGCCCGGCUCGGCGAGGAUUGGGUCUUCCUGGCGCUGCUCGGCAUCAUCAUGGCCCUGCUGUCCUACGUGAUGGAUAAGGGCAUCUCGAUGUGCACCAACUCACGAGUAUGGCUCUACCGAGAUCUCACAAACCACCCGGUGGCCCAGUACCUGGCCUGGGUAUCGCUGCCGGUGUGCCUGAUCCUGUUCUCGGCCGGCUUCGUCCACCUGGUGGCACCGCAGAGCAUCGGUUCCGGCAUCCCGGAGAUGAAGACCAUCCUGCGGGGGGUGGCCCUCAAGGAGUAUCUCACCUUCAAGACGCUGGUGGCCAAGGUGAUCGGCCUGACGGCAACCCUCGGCUCCGGAAUGCCGCUCGGCAAGGAAGGCCCCUUUGUACAUAUAGCUAGUAUAGUAUCGCAGUUGCUAAGUAAAAUCAUCACGUCAUUCCAAUCGAUCUACGAGAACGAGAGCCGGAAUACGGAAAUGUUGGCCGCGGCCUGUGCCGUCGGAGUGGGCGCUUGCUUUGCGGCCCCGGUCGGCGGGGUGCUGUUCAGUAUUGAGGUAACGACGACGUACUUCGCGGUACGAAACUACUGGCGAGGUUUCUUCGCGGCCGUCUGUGGCGCCACGGUCUUCCGGUUGCUGGCCGUGUGGUUCCAGAAGGCCGAUACCGUGACGGCCCUGUUUGCCACCAGCUUCACCGCCGAUUUUCCGUUUGAUCCUCAGGAACUGUUUGUGUUUGCCCUGAUCGGAUUGAUAAGUGGCCUAGGUGGCGCAUCGUAUGUGUGGGUACACCGGAAAUACGUACUGUUCAUGCGAUCGAAUAAACGGAUGAACAAAUUCCUUCAGAAGAACCGCUUCCUGUAUCCGGGAAUCGUGUCGCUGAUUGUGGCGACGUUGUCCUUCCCUUUGGGCUUCGGACAGUUCAUUGCCGGGGAGUUGAGUACCCAUGAGCAGGUCCUGCAGCUGUUCUCCAACUUCACCUGGACCAAGCACGAGCUAACGGUCGAACAGGCUGCCGUGGUGUCCAACUGGCGGACGGCUUACACCGACGUUUUCGCCAAUCUCACCAUCUACCUUCUGUUUACAUUCUUCUUUUCGAUUGUGGCCUCAACCAUUCCGGUUCCGUCGGGUAUCUUCAUCCCGGUGUUCAAAAUAGGCGCAGCCUUUGGUCGUCUGGUGGGUGAAGCGAUGCACCUGUGGUUCCCGUACGGAGUUCGUUACGGAGGCCAUCUAGCGGCGAUCAUCCCUGGCGGCUAUUCAGUAGUUGGAGCGGCGGCAUUUUCCGGUGCUGUCACCCAUACCGUAUCGGUGGGUGUGAUUGUGUUUGAAAUGACCGGUCAAAUUACGCACAUCGUUCCGGUGAUGAUAGCGUCGUUGGUUUCGAAUGCGGUCGCUGCCCUCCUUCAACCUUCGAUGUACGACAGUAUCAUAUUGAUCAAGAAGCUACCCUAUCUGCCGGAUUUGUUGCCAAGUGGGUCCGGAAUGUACAACAUCUACGUGGAGGAUUUUAUGGUGAGGGAUGUCAAAUUCAUCUGGAAGGGAAUCUCGUACCAGCAGCUAAAGAAUAUUUUGAAAGCUAACAAAGGCCUUCGAAGUUUGCCAAUAGUGGACAGUCCGGAUAACAAGACACUGCUGGGAAGUGUUCAACGAUAUGAACUCAUCAAAAUAAUCGACAAACAUAUUGGUCGCGAAAAGCGGCUGGAAGUGGCGGCCAAGUGGCUGAAGGAAGCAGAAGAGAAGGCUCGGGAAGAGCAAGAAAGACUUAAACGAGAAGCAGAAGAGUUGCAACGAACCCGCCGGCCAUCUCGAUUCGAGGUCAGCCCGGCGCCGGACAUUCUGAAGCUUCGCGAACGUGCCAACAACGAAAUGUUACCUCCUCAGGCAAAGAAAGAAUCUACCUCGGCCUACAGUCCCGUUUUCGGUAGUCAACCGAAGAAAUCCAUCCUCAAAAAGACCAACUCAUUUACCCUCAAGGGCUUCACGCCUCUGUCACUGCACAGUCCCGUCCAGACGCCAUACACAACAAUCACCGGAACGGAGAGUCGAAUCCGGUCGGCAUUCGACAUCAUCUUCAAAAAGUCGGCCACCCUACAGGACGUCACCCCGGAUCCCGAAGUCGGUUCGAUCGGAACGCCCAGCAUCACCGGCACAGACGGAGUCCCACUCACCCCAGGAAUCUCGAAGAAGGUACAAUUGCCCCGGGAACGUGUCAUCGACAUGUCUCCCGAGGAUCAGAAGGCGUGGGAGCUGGAAGAAAUGAACAAACCAAUCGACGUUGAGGGUUUACACAUCGAUCCGGCACCAUUCCAGCUCGUCGAACGAACCUCGAUCCUCAAGGUCCAUUCGCUGUUCUCGAUGGUGGGCAUCAACCAUGCCUACGUGACGAACGUCGGCCAGCUGGUUGGUGUCGUUGCCCUCAAAGAGCUUCGAACGGCCAUCGAGAACGUCAACAGUGGCGCCCUCACGCCGGAAACGGUCAAGCAGAAGCAGGAAGAGGAAGCGCGGGCCAAGGCGGCCCAGAAAGAAGCAGAAAUAAUCGGUGCCUCAGCGGAGGAUCCGCUCCUGCCGAAGGACAGCUACAGCGAUAAGAAAGUAAAUACCACGAUCACCUCCAUGGACAGUGCCCUGUCCAACUCGGACAACUGUUCCGAUAUCGAGCUAGAACACACAACCAAGUACACAAGCACAAACGAAACCAACAACACAACCACUACCAGCAACAGUAAUAACAACAAUGGUGGACACACAAACAAUAACAACAGUAACAACAACAACGGUGGCAUCAAUCAUUAGUCUGUGUGUGUAGUUGUGUGUUGGUGCGUGGGAACAACUUUACACAAAAGUCCACUUUGUCCAACGUUUCGAAUAUCCAUCGUCAUCACCACUACCAGUAAAUGAUACUUCAGUAUGGAAGGCGUUCUAACAAGUGGGUUUCUGUGUUUGUUUGUGUUCGUGCUAAAUGGAGAAUGAUAAACUGUGUGAAAAGGAAGACACACUCACAAUACACGCCCACACAGUGAAACACUCCACACUCACUCAAAACUGUUUCUCACAAUCAUCAACCGUCGAAGGGAUUUCGCCAUCGAAAGCAUACAAAAGAGAUAUUUAAAAGUUAAGAGUAUUCACCAGAAGCAUACUGGCAGCAUUUCAAACGUGCAGAAUCGAACAAAUUGUCAUGUGACGAAUGAUCGAAUGAUCGAAUGAAAAUUUAAAAAAAAAAGGCGAAAGCCCGGACGGAACGAAAGAUUUCAAAGAACCCCAUCCUUCCAGUUGCUGCAAUUAAAAUCCGAAAACUUUAUCCAGAUCGACCCAGGAUCGUGGAUGGAUGGCUGAAAAUAGGAAGACCCGUAACAUCAUCCAGCAGUUGUGAUUCUAGAUUUACUACAGAUGGGGGCGAAUCCAAAAUGGGGCCUUUAUUGUUGUGUAUAGAGUUCUUUUAGAUUAAGUCGACCCCCCCCCCAGUUGCUAAGUAGUGUUGCAAAUAUUAGUAAGUUAGUAGGAUUACUAGUGAGUGCCUUCGAUUAACGAAUGUGCGUUCGACGACGAGGGGUCCCCCAUUAAGAUACAUAUUUAAGUGUGUAACGUUAACUUGUGUUUACCUUUUCCGGAUAAAGAAAAAAGAAAUCUGUGUUUUGUUAUCACUAGUUCAUCCACCGCAAGCGGUAUAGUCAGCAGGACCCACAACACAUCGAAAAGAAAUUAUUCAUUCGUUUUUUUUUCUAGCCAUAGAAUGGCGAUUCACUUGUACAGAAAGUUCUAAAGUAGGUUAUGCUAGGCGCACACGACGAUCCCACCCGAGGAGGUCGUGAUCGAUAAAAGACAUUUAUUAACCAUUCGCGGAUAUCGGAUAUCUGAACUUCCGGGAGGAAUAAAAUAGAGAAUCGCAGCCGACCAACACAGGACGGUCCUCUCACAGACUUGUUUAUUUUUUCUAAAUCUAACUAGAACAAUGCUUGUUAUUUUUAGCGAAAACCGAAACAGCAAAGAGCGAUAUUUAAACAUAAAUCCUGUUUCAAAAAGUUA